Messenger RNA from Stegastes partitus (bicolor damselfish), 5126 nucleotides. Its product is annotated as complement C3-like. Lineage: Eukaryota; Metazoa; Chordata; Actinopteri; Pomacentridae. The transcript has 43 exons. The record is from RefSeq and is a predicted model, not a curated record. Gene Ontology annotation, molecular function: endopeptidase inhibitor activity; protein binding. Gene Ontology annotation, cellular component: extracellular region.
AUGUGUCGGGCCGAGCCGCCACUGUUGGCCUUUAUGGCAUUUUCCUUUCUGAUUUCUCUGACUGAUGGCGCUCCACUAGAGGUGAUGUCUGCGCCCAACUUGCUGCGAGUGGGAUCGCCAGAAAACAUCUUUGUAGAAAUUCAAGAUUACACUCUUGAAAACGAAGUUAACGUUGAAAUCGUCGUGAUGAACCAUCCAACCAAAACCAGAAGGCUGAAAUCCACGUCCGUGACCUUGAAUAAAGAAAACAAGUUCCAGGCUUUUGGAAAACUUACGAUCCCAGCUGCAGACUUCAAUAAGGAUCCCAAAGUAAAGCAGUAUGUUUACCUGCUGGCGAAAUUCCCUGACCGGGAGCUGGAGAAGGUCGUGUUAGUCUCCUUUCAGUCUGGCUACAUCUUCAUCCAGACGGACAAGACCAUCUAUAAUCCAAGUACCACUGUCCUUUACAGGCUGUUUGCAGUGAGGCCCGGCAUGGAGCCUGUAGAGGAGGAAGAUGAUACUGACACUUUGGUCACCAUUGACAUUAUGACCCCUGACAACAUCAUCGUACAAUCCGAUCUUAUCUUGCUGACAACAGGGCUCUACUCUGGAGCUUAUCCUCUUGCUGAAAUUGUCAGUACUGGAAUGUGGAAGGUGGUGGCCAAAUUCCAAAGCAACUUACAGGAGAGCUUUGUUGCAGAGUUCGAAGUCAAAGAAUAUGUGCUUCCCAGUUUUGAGGUAAAACUGAUAUCUGCAAUUCCCUUCUUCUACGUGGACAGCAAAGAGCUCGACAUCAAUAUCAACGCUGUGUACCUGUUUGGUGAAGAGGUGGAUGGAACAGCCUAUGUAGUGUUUGGGGUUAUGUAUAAGGGUCAGAAAAAGAGCCUUCCAAGCUCUCUUCAGAGAGUCAAGAUUGUCAGAAGUAAAGGAGUCGCCAAACUGAGGAGGGAGCACAUAACACAAACCUUUCAAAACAUCCUUGAUCUUGAAGGAGGCUCCAUAUAUGUGUCUGUCAGUGUGCUGACGCAGAGUGGCAGUGAAAUGGUGGAGGCAGAGUUGAGAGGUAUCCAGAUUGUCAAAUCGCCCUACACCAUCCACUUCAAGAAAACACGACAAUAUUACAGACCAGGAAUAUCGUUUGACGUGGCGAUUCAAGUUGUGAAUCCUGAUGACUCUCCAGCAAAAGGUGUUAAAGUGGUGCUGCAGCCUGGUGAGGUGGAGGGCGUCACUGCAGGCAAUGGCAUGGCAAGGCUUUCCAUCAAUACAGAGGAAAUCUUCAAACCCCUGUUCAUUGAAGCAAAGACCGAUGUUCCUGGUAUGUCACUUGAAAGACAAGCAUCAGCCCACAUGACUGCUAUCCCGUUUACCAGCAGAAGCAACAAUUACAUCCACAUAGGUGUCGACACAGCUGAGGUGAAAUUGGGAGAAAACCUGAAAAUCAACCUUAACCUCAACAGACAGCAAAGUGAAAAAAAUGACAUCACGUACCUGAUUUUGAGCAGAGGUCAGCUGGUUAAACAUGGCCGCUUCCAGAUGAAACGUCAAAUACUUGUUUCCCUGCCCCUUACCAUUACCAAAGAAAUGCUGCCAUCAUUCCGCAUCGUAGCCUACUACCAUCCAGAUUCUGGGGAAGUGGUAUCAGACUCUGUUUGGGUGGAUGUGGAAGACUCCUGCAUGGGAUCGCUGAAGUUGGAACAAUCGAAAGUGGAGAAUUCCUACAAGCCUCGCGACAAGUUUGGUCUGAAGAUCACAGGAGAUCCAGGGUCCACGGUGGGAGUGGUGGCAGUCGAUAAAGGCAUCUACGUCCUCAACAACAAGCACCGCCUGACACAGAAAAAGAUUUGGGACGUCGUGGAGAAGUACGACACUGGCUGCACACCGGGUGGAGGGAAGGACAGCAUGAACGUCUUCUUCGAUGCUGGACUGAUGUUUGAGACCAACACUGCUUCUGGGACGCCCUACAGAACACAUGUUAGUUGCAACGCCACCAGAAGCACCUUCAGCAGGAGGAAACGAGCCACCACUAUAAUGGAAGUCAGAACCUCCUUGGCAAGUCAAUAUGAGGACAAAGAAGAACGUGAGUGCUGUUUGGACGGCAUGAAAGAUGUUCCUGUUUCAUACAGCUGCGAGAGGCGCAGCGAGUACAUCCUGGAUGGUCUAGGCUGCAUCAAGGCCUUCCUGAACUGCUGCAGGGAGAUGGAAAGACAGCAGAAUGAGAGGAGAGAGGACGCCCUGCACCUGGCUCGAACUGAGGUGGAUGACGAUUACACGGACAGCAGCGAAAUUACCACUCGUACCACUUUCCCUGAAAGUUGGUUUUGGUAUGAAUACAAACUGGCUGAGUGCCAGAAAGGCACACCUCACUGUGACCCCGUAUCUAUAGAGCGAAAUGCUUCUUUGCCAGACUCAAUCACAACCUGGCAGUUCACCGGCAUCAGUAUGUCAAGAACCCACGGUAUCUGCGUGGCUGAGCCAUUAGAAAUCACUGUCCGGAAGAAAUUCUUCAUUGAUCUCAGACUGCCGUACUCUGCUGUCCGUGGAGAGCAACUGGAAAUUAAGGCAGUCCUCCACAAUUACAGCCCUGAGCAAAUCACCGUGCGCGUGGAUCUGAAGGAAGAGACCAAUUUGUGCAGUGCGGCUUAUAAGCGUGGGAAGUUUCGUCAGGAGGUCCAAGUUGGACCCCAAACCACACGAGCUGUACCAUUCAUCAUAAUCCCCAUGAGGAAUGGAAAAUUCCCUAUUGAGGUCAAAGCAGCAGUUAAAGAGUCAUACCUCAAUGAUGGAAUCAGAAAGAUGCUUCUGGUGGUGUCUGAGGGCGUACUGAUAAGAUCCUCCAGAAAUGUACCCCUUGACCCUGCAAAUAAAGGUGUAGGCGGUAAACAGGAAGAAACUAUCAACAGUGAAAUUCCUACAAUGGAUUUGGUUCCAGGCACACCCAUGAGCACAUUAAUUUCUCUAACAGGAAGAGAACAUAUGAAUGAUCUGUUUGAUAACGCCAUCAGUGGGAACUCUAUGGGUACUCUGAUCAGACAGCCUUACGGCUGUGGAGAGCAGAACAUGAUCCGUAUGACCCUCCCCGUCAUCGCAACCGUGUUUUUGGACAAAACCAACCAGUGGGAAACUGUCGGCUUUAGGAGACGGAAUGAUGCCCUCCAACACAUAAAAACAGGCUACACGACUCAGCUUACAUUCCGUAAAAACGAUGGGUCUUUCACUGUGCAUCAUGCUUACCAAAGCAGCACCUGGCUGACAGCCUAUGUUACCAAGGUGUUCUCCAUGGCCUAUAAUCUGGAGGCAACGCAAAGCAGCGUGAUAUGUGACGCCAUCAAGUAUCUCAUUCUCAAAGCAAAGCAACCCGAUGGCAUGUUUGUAGAACUCGGAUACGUGUACAGUCGAGGAAUGAUUGGUGAUGUGCAGGGUUCAGACUCAGACGCCUCCAUGACAGCCUUCUGCCUCAUCGCCAUGCAGGAGUCACGCACAAUAUGUUCUUCCACUGUUGGCAGUUUGCCGAGGAGUAUUGACGAAGCAGUCUCCUACCUGGAGAAGCGACUGCCCAGCAUCACCAACCCUUAUGCCGUUGCCAUGACGUCAUAUGCGCUGGCCACUGAAAAAAAACUGAACAAGGCAGUCCUCUACCAGUUUGCCUCCUCAGACCAAUCCCACUGGCCUGUACCUAAGGAUCAUAUUUUCACAUUGGAAGCCACAGCUUAUGCUCUUCUGGCUCUCGUAAAGGUUGAGGCCUUUCAAGAAGCCAAACCGAUUGUGCGAUGGCUCAGCCAACAGCAGAAGGUGGGCGGAGGAUAUGGAUCAACUCAGGCUACUAUAAUGGUGUACCAGGCUGUAUCAGAGUACUGGGCCACUGCUUAAGAGCCAGAGUACGAUCUGGAUGUGGACAUUUUGCUCCCAGGCAAGUCACUGAUUGACAAGUACAACAUCAACACAGAAAACCACUAUUCCACUAGAACAGCUAAGUUCAACGGUAUAAACAAGGAUAUAAAAGUGACCGCUACGGGAACAGGAGAAGCAAUGUUUAGGAUGGUGUCGCUGUAUUAUGCCCUGCCAAAGGAAAAGGAGAGCGACUGUGAGAUGUUCGACUUGAAUGUGCAGCUCGUUCCAGUGAAAAUGAGUGAGGAUGAGAGGAUAUACAAGCUAACAAUAGAAGUUAUGUUUAAGAACAAGCAGCGCAAUACAACCAUGUCGAUCCUGGACAUCGGUUUGCCAACCGGCUUUACUUUCAACAAAGACGACCGGAAGAGCUUGGCUGAAGGACGAGCCCGCACCAUUGCAAAAUAUGAGAUGGACAAAGUUCUGUCCGAAAGAGGCUCGCUCAUCAUCUUCCUGAACAAGAUUUCUAACAUACGGUCAGAGGAGAUCUCUUUCAGGAUCCAUCAGGAGAUGAAAGUGGGCGUCUUGCAACCAGCUGCCGUGUCGGUCUAUGAAUACAAUGACAAGAAACAUUGUGUGAAGUUCUACCACCCUGAGAGGAGACAUGGAGAGUUACUGAAGCUCUGUAAGGGUACAGAAUGCACAUGUGCCGAAGAAAACUGCAGUAUGCAGCGAAAGGAACAAAUCAGCAACGACGACCGUUCUGCAAAGGCUUGUGAAAUCACAGACGCCGGGAAAAUAGAUUUUGUUUACAAAGUAGGAGUGGAAAACUUUAAAGACGGUUUGACCACUGACAUCUACGGAGUGCGUGUGCUGGAAGUCAUUAAGGAAGGGAGUACUGAUGUGGGUGCACAAAAUCAACUGCGCACAUUUCUCAGUUAUCAGCACUGCAGAGAGGCUCUGGAUCUGAAAACAAAUAACACCUACCUUAUAAUGGGCACCUCCAAAGAUAUUCACGCAACCAGCGUCACAGCAUCAGGCGGCCAGCAAAACUCAUUCCAGUAUGUGCUUGGUGAGAGAACCUGGAUCGAGUACUGGCCCACUGUUGCGGAGUGCCAGACCCAAGAAUACCGACCCACCUGUUUAGGCAUAGAGGAAAUGGUCGAGGUGUACACAGUGUUUGGAUGUCCGCAGAAGUGAAACAAAAUAAAAUGCCUUGACUGUUUUUUUAUUUUACAUUUUUCCUAUUAUGUAAAUCACUGAUUGCAUACUGAGAUGGGAUGCAGAAGUCCUAAUAUUAUAAUACAUUCUGCUGAAUUUAA